Messenger RNA from Ostreococcus lucimarinus CCE9901, 444 nucleotides. RefSeq lists its product with no specific name. The record is from RefSeq and is a predicted model, not a curated record. The transcript has a single exon. Lineage: Eukaryota; Viridiplantae; Chlorophyta; Mamiellophyceae; Mamiellales; Bathycoccaceae. Bases 1 to 444 code for a protein of 147 amino acids.
AUGUCCGCGUACCCGCGCCCCGCGCACCCGUACGGCGCGUCCGCCGCGGGACUGACGUCGCGCCCCAACGCCUCGACCUCGGGCGGGGAGUUUCACGUGCACGUGGGCGCGGCGAGCGCGAUGGAUCUGGACGACGAAGUCGCGGGACUGCGAGGCAAGGUGAAGAUGCUGAAACAAAUGUCGAAUCAAAUCGGUGAAGAAGCGUCCGUUCGCGGGUCGUUGAUCGACGCGCUGAGCGUGGACUUCAGCUCGAGCGACGCGGCGAUGAAAGACGUGCGGAGGAAGGUGGAACACGCGUUUAAACAGGCGAAGAGCGGACAUUUGAUGGCGCUGAUGUUCUUCGCGCUGUGCGCGUUCUUCGGAAUGUUCGUCUUCGUCAAGUUUAGCAAGGUGAUCUCGUACCUGGUGCCGCGCGGGACGGGACAGAGCGUGCGGCAUCACUGA